Oryza sativa Japonica Group (Japanese rice) is the source of this 594-nucleotide messenger RNA. RefSeq lists its product as uncharacterized. The record is from RefSeq and is a predicted model, not a curated record. Lineage: Eukaryota; Viridiplantae; Streptophyta; Magnoliopsida; Poales; Poaceae.
GAUUAGAGCAAAACAGAUUCGCUACAUGGCAGGACGAGGAGUCCAGCAGAAGAGCACAGGCGCCGCCGGGCUUCUGGUGCCGUCGUCUGAUCUGGUGCAGCCUUUGCCUGCCGUAGCGCACGACAUGGCAGGACAAUCUUCACAUGAACACGAUGUAAUCGUUGGGGAUCGUGGAGCCGAUGGCAAGCAGAGAACGCAGAUCUCCGAGUUUAUGACCAUGGAAGAAGAUGUUGCCGGCGCUAUCGAUGCCAACGCUAAUGGUGAUGACAACACACUCUGUCGCAUAGUACCUGAAGAGAUGGCAGAUAAAGCACCAAAUCAGGCCAAUGAUAAAGUUGCACAAACUUUGAUCUUGCCUCAAGUUGGAAUGGCUUUUGAUUCAAAGCAGAAAGCGUAUGAUAUGUACAACACCUAUGCCGGGAAGAUUGGGUUCAGUAUUAGAAAGAGCCAAGCAAAGCACCGAGUCGAUGGAACUAUAUACUAGAAAUAUAUAGUUUGUAGUAACCAAGGACAACGAUAGACUAAGUCAUCACUAGACACUACUAGGACGAGUUGUGAUGCUUGUGUUCAGUUUAGUACGAGUCCAUUGGUAUG